Messenger RNA from Tribolium madens (black flour beetle), 946 nucleotides. Its product is annotated as cilia- and flagella-associated protein 91-like. The transcript is spliced from 4 exons. Bases 43 to 861 code for a protein of 272 amino acids. Lineage: Eukaryota; Metazoa; Arthropoda; Insecta; Coleoptera; Tenebrionidae. The record is from RefSeq and is a predicted model, not a curated record.
GUUCUCGCAUAUAGGCAUAUCUUCACCCAUUGGGAUAAUUCCAUGAUGUUCAGAUUCAUUCUUUUUGCAUCUUGCGUUGUUGCUUUGGCCUCCACAAAGGUGGUAAAGCAAAAACUGAAGAUUGUAGUUGGUGAACCUGAAGCUCAAGGCACCCAUGUGGGUGAGGUCAGUGUAGGUCUCAGUGGCGGUCAUUCGAAAUCCUACUCCUCUGGCGCCGAACUUACCAGCUUGGCCCACACCUCAGCCCUCCAAGCCAAGUCUGCCGUCCAAAACCAAAACACUGCCGGCAGUCAAGCAGCCUUCGGAGCCAAAAGCAGCCUAGCGCAAGCCGCCCUUGGGGCCGCCGCUACCGCCCAAGCCGCCCUCGUCGGUAAACAAGUCAUCGUUCAAGGCCUCGAACAUCAACUCCACGAUGCCGAACACCAACUUCAGGCCGAAAUCCAGCAAUACCAACAGACGGAACACGCAGCCCAAGCAGCGCAAGAAGCCGCUCAGCAAGCCCAACAGCAAGUCGCCGCCUUGACCGCCGCCCUCGCCGCCACUCAGGGAGGCGCUCAGCACGCCGCCAAAGCCGCCGCCGAAGCUGCCGGGGCUGCCGCCGCCCAGCAUGCCAUGAUCCAUGAGGCUAAACAGAGGGUGGCCCAUUUGAGGGAGGAAUUGCACAAUGCUCUUGCUGGGUUACAGGAAACUGAAAUUUCGGCGCAAAAAGCAGCCGCUGCUGCUCAUAUUGCGCAAAGUAACGCGGCCGCCGCUGCCAAUGACGUGGCUGCAAAUGCCGCCCAGACUGAACUCGAGGGACAUGGGUAUGAACAAGGGGCUGCGGGGCUCGAAGGACAUGGAUACGAACAAGGUCAUAAGUGAGAAGGACUGAUUGUCACUCAUCUGUAAAUAACCAUCGUCGUUUUCAUGUAAUUCUAUGUACUAUGUGAUUAAUAAAGAAAUUUAA